Molecule: messenger RNA, 1395 nt
Organism: Drosophila innubila
Lineage: Eukaryota; Metazoa; Arthropoda; Insecta; Diptera; Drosophilidae
Gene: fy
Product: protein fuzzy homolog
Exons: 3
Coding region: 66-1289 (407 amino acids)
Biological process (GO): vesicle-mediated transport; non-motile cilium assembly
Source: RefSeq, a predicted model, not a curated record
GGUACAAGUUAGACACGAACAAAAAUUAUUAUUUUUUUUUAUAAACAAAAAUCUCUUUCCAUUCAAUGUCAAUUUAUUUGCAUUGUUUAACAACAAAUGGCGGAUUACCCAUAUUCACGCGUAAAAAGGGAGAAUGCGAUAAUCUGCCCUUUUCAACUGUGGCCUCUCUGAAUGGAUUUCACAUGUUCUUUAAAUCACUCGGCAUACAAUUGCAAACCACACAAACUGCGGAAUGGACAUACAUUUGGCGUGACUUUCACAAUGUAAUCACCUUUAUUGUGUGUGGGCGUGGCAUGGGCGAGUUUCAACUUCAAACGCUGGCAGAACUGGCUUUUGGCGCAAUUGCACUUUUUAUUAGUCGGGAUGAGCUGGCUCAUCCUGCACUGCUGGAACGCUUAAAGAAGGAUGCCAAAAAGUAUGUGCCUAUUGUAGACGCUGCUCUGGAAGCAUCCAGCGCAGGCACAACCCUUUUGGGCUAUACGGACUGUCUGCUCGCUACGGAAAAUGCGAAUCUCUUGCAGCGAUUGAAUGAGUUCAGUGCUAACUGUGGCUCACUCUUCUGUUGUCUUGUUGUGGGGCAACGUAUUUCUGUAGCCACAGAAGGAUGGUGGGAUUUGGAUACGCUGGACAGGGAGCUUCUGCUGUUUCUAUUAAAUUCAUCUAGCACGCUACAGCUCGAUGUUCCCGUCUAUUUGCCCAGCAAGAGUCCAAAUAUCGCCUUUCGAUUUGUCACAAUACCCGUCUCGACCAACAGUGUUCUAUGUGUUCUCUGUGGCGCUGAACCUGCUUUUCGAGAGCUGCAUCUUAAUGCUAUGAAUGCCUAUCGCAAUGAUGGCAAUCUUUUGGCUAGCGUAGAGCGUUGCGUGCCACGUAGUCUGCCCGAGCAGCUGGACAUCGAUGCCCAUAUAUUGGCAAUCAUUUUGAUCAAUACCGAAACACGUAAAUGCAUUUUUACCCGGAAUCUGCAUCAAUCUUCGACUGCCAAACGUAUCGUUGUGGGCGACUUGCAGCGUUUGGAUAUGCUUAAAAGAUUCUUCGAUCACACCUUGGAUACCAUGCACGAAUUAAAAGCAACAAAAUGCGACAGCAACGAAUUGGAUACUUCAAAUAUAUCUACAAUGGUAGAUCAGUAUAGUUGCUCGGACUAUCACAAAUGUUAUGCCCAUGCGGAUGACCAAAAUAAUGUUAUUUUCUUGCUCUUUGUGGCUGCUGUGCCGACACACGCAAUGAGAUUUCUCGCCAAGCAUGUCCAUGUUAGCCUAUUGCAAGAAAAGACCGUCUGCUGGUGACCAGAAUAUAUUUUUCCAUGGAUCUUAUAAGACUGAUGAUUGCCGUCCAUUUAACAUACCUUUAAAUUACCUUUCUUAUUUUUUAAAUAAGACAUGACUGCCUCUA